Seminavis robusta is the source of this 480-nucleotide messenger RNA. The record is from the annotation of a GenBank genome assembly. Lineage: Eukaryota; Bacillariophyta; Bacillariophyceae; Naviculales; Naviculaceae.
AUGUUGUUGGAUCAUGAAGAUGAUGUAUGGAUCAACAACAUCCUUCCUUUUCUGGGCAUGGGUCAGUAUGCCUUUGUGGGUGGUGUCAACAAGAAACUCAAUCAGCUUUACAAGGAAUAUGGGGCUACAGUCAAGGAUCCUCCAAAGGUGAAGCAUUGGGAUUUAGAAACAGGUGCAUGGGGGGAAACUGCAGCAGGCAGCACUGACACUUUUUCAAGUGCCGUGUUUUACAGUGCGUCUUGUGCCAAGUACCGGUUCCAACAAGAUGAUGCUCGCUACAGCCUUGGUGGAAUCAUUGUUUCAGCUAGAAAUGGCGACUCGCACGUUGUGGAAUGGGUAUAUGAAAAUUGCCAAGAAGAGCCAGUGUCGUUGCAGGAUACUACUACCCCACUGAUAUUUCGGCCUUCCAAGCUUGCUUUUAUCUUUUGGUGCCUGCUGGUACAUCUUGUCUCCCGGUACCUGGUGCAUUUUCUCUGGUAA